Oppia nitens is the source of this 2070-nucleotide messenger RNA. RefSeq names its product zinc finger protein interacting with ribonucleoprotein K-like. The record is from RefSeq and is a predicted model, not a curated record. Gene Ontology annotation, cellular component: nucleus. The transcript is spliced from 3 exons. The coding region runs from base 433 to 2049 and encodes 538 amino acids. Gene Ontology annotation, molecular function: RNA polymerase II cis-regulatory region sequence-specific DNA binding; DNA-binding transcription factor activity, RNA polymerase II-specific. Gene Ontology annotation, biological process: regulation of transcription by RNA polymerase II. Lineage: Eukaryota; Metazoa; Arthropoda; Arachnida; Sarcoptiformes; Oppiidae.
CUGUAAACACAUUUGAUUUGUUUAUUGUAUUUUUGUUUACAGUUUUGUUGUUUGUCUCACAUAUACUCUCUCUCUCUCUCUGUGUUAUCCAUCGAUUCAAUCAAUCAAUACAUUCAACCAAUUGUUUGCCUAUUAUUGUUGUCAUAACAGUCAAUGUGUUGUUUGUGUGCUAAGCGUUGUUCACAACAACAACAACAACGACAUCGACAACAAUAAUAUAGUAUAAUAACUAUCAUCAUAUCGGGUGUGAAAAACUAACUGUCCAUUUGUCUGUCAUAUCGCUAUUUACGGCCAAAAUCGGGUCCAAAAAAUUACAUGAAGAACAUGAAAACUAUGGCCAGCGGUAGUGACGACUAGUGAUAGCGCCGUAAACCAAAUUGACGGACAACAACAACAACGACAAUAACAACAACAACAACAACCAUCACAUCGAUGGAAGAGUUACGCGAAGAGAACCGUCGAUUGGCGGGUGAGUUGUGUUACGCUCGUCGAUGUCUGGAUCUGAUGCACAACUAUCGCAACUGUUUAGUGGCAAUGGAGGCCAACUGCCGGUGCGAUCGAAAUCAAUAUCAAAAGUUUGUGUUCAGACUAUUGGAAAAAGAGUACAGCACUGUCUUUACCGACGAAACCCGACACGCGAUGAUCAACAAUGUGGUGACCGCUGCCCAAGUGGUUACCGGCGGCGCCAGCAUUAUGAACAUUGAUAAAAGUUUAGAUAUGUUUAACCAUAAACUUGACAUUAGGUCUCAAACCAUGUCAUCAUCUGCUGAUGAUAACAGCCAUAGAUCUGCCAUUGAGUCGACUAUUCAUUCAUCGGCCGCCAACUGCAGUGCCGACAAAUUAGCCAUCGAUAGUAGCCAUAGACCAUCUAGUGAUCCAUCUAAUGAUAGUAAUCACCGACAGUCAGCCGCUUCCAGCAGUUAUGACAGCAGACAUAAUAGUAGUAGUGUUUCGUUAAAUCAUAAAAAACAUACCAUUCCUGCCACUGACAGAAGUGCCAGACAUAAGGACUCGAUGAACGCAAAUGAGUCGCCAUCGUCUUCAUCGUCGACGAUGAAAAACAGUGGACAACAACAGCAUAUGGUGGCCAUCACUGAAGAUAUGGUUGUCGUUAAAAUGGACGAAGAAUUGUCGGAGAUAUCGAUCGUCAGCGACAAUACCGACGACAGAGACAAACACCAAAAGUUAGGUCAACCGACUAUCGGUGUCUCAAACAAUCAUCAAUUGGUCGACACGUUUCAAGAUUACUCGUUUGGCGCGUCGAUAGCCUCAAGCAGUCACUAUAAUCACAGCCAACAGUCCGACGACGGAUACAACAACGCCAGUCACGACAAGUCGAGCUACAAAUGUCUCAAAACGGGAUGUAAUUUAAUAUUUGAAUUGAAGACCCAAAUGGAGGACCACUUGGAUCAAAGUCAUCCUCAUCUCAGGCCAUACAAGUGCGACACCUGUAAGAAGACGUUCAAAAAGUCCAAUCAUUUGGCACGUCAUAAGUGUCGCGGACUUAAUGACGAUGAAGUCGGCGUAGAUCUCGAACAUGUCAACAGCUGUCGCGUGUCAAACGGUGGCGGCUAUCGAUGCGAUUGGCCCGACUGUGACCGCGUGGUCGCCACCAAACAUAGUUUUAUUAGUCACAUUCGGACUCAUAGAUGUGAAUAUCCAUUUGCAUGCGAUAUGUGUGAGAAGCGGUACACCAAAAAAGACUGUCUCAUUCGUCACAUCAAACUGUUUCACGCGUCGGCACAGAUACACGACUGUCCGUUUGACGGUUGCGACUAUCGUACGCCAUAUAAUUGGUUGCUCAACAAGCAUAUGAUGUCACGACAUAUGAACACCAAAAGCUUCAAGUGUGACCUACAGCCGUGUAAGUCCAGGUUUCAUCUGAAGGGACAGUUAGUUCAGCAUAAAAUGCGUAAACAUGGCAUCAAUGUUGGCGGUGGCGGCCCCCCGGGACCGCCUACUGGUGCCGGCGCUGCUGCUGGUCACCCAGUAGUCGUACCUGAGCCCAUAGCUAACAAUCCACGUUUUAUGCCACAUCCGUAUUAUUAAAAAUAUUUUUUUUAGUAUAUA